AUGUGUUAUUUUAUAAGCAAACUUACCUGUUGCUUUACUAGCUUUGUUUUAUUGAGCUACUUCGCAAACUGUGAAGAAUAUUUUGAAAACUACUAUGAUGAAGUUGAUUCUGACGAAAAUCCUGCUUCUCGUAAUGCCGUACGGUGGAACGCUCAAAAAUGGCCAAAUAAUAUUAUUCCGUACACAUUUUCUGAUGAAUACACUCCAGCUCAAAGAGAUACAGUGGAAAGAGCACUAAGAUAUUUUAACGAAAAUACCUGCGUAAGAUUCGAACAGCGAAACAAAUCAACUACAAUUAAUGGUGAAAGAGGUGUUGUCUACACGACUAGCGGAAAGCGAUGUGGGACAAAAGUGGGCUACCAAACUUUGCCAGCCACAACACAUAAUGUCUUCUUAAGCCCAUUAUGUCUCACAAUUCCCGGAGCAGUGCAGCAUGAGACAAUGCAUGUCAUGGGUAUUUUUCAUGAACAAUCACGGUUUGACCGCGACGAAUAUAUUGACAUUGAUUGGACCAAUAUCGAUAUCCAGAACUAUCAUAACUUCAUUAAAGUACCCGUCGAAUACGCAAAACCUUAUGAUGUUCCUUACGACUACGGCAGUAUAAUGCACUACUCCGAAUAUGCGUUUGCAAAAAAUCCACUAAAGAAGUCAAUAAAAGUUCGAUCGGAUAAGGUAAAUCCGUUCCCUAGACUCGGUCAAUUGAUUAAACCAUCGGAAGGCGAUAUACAAAAAAUUAACCGAAUGUAUAAAUGUUGCAAAUGAAAUUAGCAAUAACUUUAAAAAAUAAUAUUAAUAAAUAAAAUCGAAAAAUAAAAUACAUACAUAGGUAAGUAUGUAUGACACUAUAAUAUUUAGAGUAAGUUGUAUCUGAUG
Eupeodes corollae is the source of this 873-nucleotide messenger RNA. RefSeq names its product zinc metalloproteinase nas-4. Gene Ontology annotation, biological process: proteolysis. The coding region runs from base 1 to 762 and encodes 253 amino acids. Gene Ontology annotation, molecular function: metalloendopeptidase activity; zinc ion binding. The transcript has a single exon. NCBI's taxonomy places the organism in Eukaryota, Metazoa, Arthropoda, Insecta, Diptera, Syrphidae. The record is from RefSeq and is a predicted model, not a curated record.